AUGGACACCCCGAAAUGGAUGCUGCAGCCCGGCUAUAAAAGGCCCACGUUGCUGGACGCUCUCUUUCUUCAACCUACCAAGUUCACCAUGAGCAACGUAAUUAAGAAGGUUUUCAACUCUGAAAAGAACGAGCCCGAGUCUGAGCUCAAGAACGUGUCCAAGGACGGGUCUGGCAAGGGCGAGAACAUGCUCGAUGAUGCCAAGGAGAAGGUCUCGAACCUUUUCGGAAACAACCAUCAAGACCACCAGGCUGCCAAGAACUCUGCUUCUGGCGUUGCUGGUGGCAAUGCUUCGCAGUCCACUGGCGCUGCUGGCAACUCUGGUUUUGCCGGAUCUACCCCUCAGGCUUGGUCGGCUCAGCAGGGUGGCCAGACUGGCAACCUCGGUUCUGGUAACUCUGCCUCGGCCGUUCAGCCGUCUGAGUCGUACGGUGCCAACCGCACGAACCUGACCCAGACCUCGUCUGUUAACUCGGGUGUGAACGUGGCCGCUGGCAACGUUGACCAGGAUGUGCAGCACCUUGCCCCUGUUACGCACUCUACGCGCCACCGUCAAGAGAUUGAGGAGCUGCACCGCGAGCGCGAGCACGUUAUUCACCAGCACCACAUCCAGCACCACGUGCAGCCCGUGCUGGAGGCUGACUACCUUGCCGAGCAGCUCCACAGCCGUGUUGUGCCCAUGACCACGAUUCGUGAGGUGCACGCCAACACGGACAAGGAUGCUGCCCUGAUGCGCUCUGUUGCCGGCAACCCUCGCGACACCUACACUGAGGCUCCCAUUGAGCGCAGCAUUGUCGACAAGGGCGAGACUGUGCGCGAGAUUGUGCACCACCACAUCCACAACAUUGUGCAGCCGAUUAUUGAGAAGGAUGUGUACGAGUUCCACCGCAUCCGUACCACGAUCCCCAUCACCGAAAUUACUCACGAGGCACCGAUUGUGCACGAGUCGACUGCCCACCAGCCGAUUCGCAAGGAGGACUUUGUUAAGGGCGGUGGCGUCCUCACGUCGUCUACCCGCACCGUUGACGAUGCCGGCCUGUUGAACCUUACUCAGGGUCAGCGCACUGUCGAGGGUGAGUCGUACACUGGCGGCCUUCCUCUUAACGCCUUGUAA
Messenger RNA from Malassezia vespertilionis, 1113 nucleotides. RefSeq lists its product as uncharacterized. The transcript is spliced from 2 exons. The record is from RefSeq and is a predicted model, not a curated record. The coding region runs from base 1 to 1113 and encodes 370 amino acids. Lineage: Eukaryota; Fungi; Basidiomycota; Malasseziomycetes; Malasseziales; Malasseziaceae.